This is a messenger RNA of Porites lobata, 2861 nucleotides long. The record is from the annotation of a GenBank genome assembly. Lineage: Eukaryota; Metazoa; Cnidaria; Anthozoa; Scleractinia; Poritidae.
AUGGCUGAACAGACUUGCACGGCUCGAUUUCUGGAUUAUUGGAUUAAACUGGUUUCCCACAGGAGAAGUUUCUUCCUUGGUUUCUGUGUUUUAAACUUUGUAUUUUCCCUCGUGGCGACUCUAGGAAAUCUUUUGGCCAUCCGUGCCUUAAUGAAGACCUCAACGAUACCAGCCACCGUCAAGAAGAUGUUCCUAAGUCUGGCUUUCUCUGAUCUUGCAGUUGGAUUGUUACCGCAGCUAAUGACCGCUAUUAUGAGCGCCGUGAUGUUGAAAAUGGCAUCAAGUGGAGACGACUUUGCCUUCUUUUGUCCAACAGUUUUUUUGAUUGUGCAUUUAUAUUUUCUGUAUCUUCUCGCCGCUUCAUCUUUCCUGAAUGUUAUUAUCAUUGCAUUUGAUAGAAUUCUCGCUGUUUCGCUCCAUCUGCGAUAUGAGGAGCUUGUCACGCCCAGACGUGUUACAAUAGUGUUGGUGUCUUUAUGGUUAACAAGCUGCAUCUUCCCCUUCCUGGUUAUUUUCCUCCCGAAAGGCAUUGAAAUGAUACCUGGCGUUAUUUCCGUUAUAGGAUAUGUUCUGACAACCGUGGCGUACAUUCGUCUUUACAAAGUUGUCAGAUAUCAUCAGAAUCAGAUAUACAGUCAAAAUCAGCUUCAACAUGCCCAAAGAAGAGAGGCACACCGACAAAGGAAGUCAGCCUAUAAUAGUUUAUUUGUCUCUGUAGUUUUCUUAGCAUGUUAUUUUCCCUUUUUGCCUUGCACAAUAUUGUAUGUGACAAACAGUUCAGAAAUUUCAUUUCUCGUGGCUCAUUUUGCGUCUAUGCUCCUGAUUUACCUGAAUUCAUCAUUAAAUCCCUUUGUUUAUUGUUGGAGGUUCCCAGAGAUUCGCCAAAGUGUAAAAAGCACAGUAAAACAGAUAUUUCAAAUGAACGAGAACAUGUCAUAAAGAAGGAAUUAAAGAUCUGGGUAGUUUGAACCUAUAGUCUUUUCAGUGUCUUUGCGAAGACUGGAAAACGAAAUUUAUUGAGAAAACUAAUGGACUUGCUUUAGGCCAAAAGAAAAUGCAAAAUGUAAAACGAAAAAGAAUAGUCUAUUACAAAACUGGCUUGCUAUAGGCGCACGCAUCGAUUUUAAAAUAUUACAUUUAAAAAUUUAAACGAUUUAGCUCCUUACUAUUUGACUUCGCUCCUUCUCAAAUACCAGCCGGAUCGUUUACUCCGCUCAUCUAAUAGAUUUGCUUUUACAAGUUCCUUCUGUUAAUACCGUGGCUUAUGACACCGCUCAUUUUCAUACCAUACACCGAUAAUCUGGAACAGUCUACCAGAUCAUAUCAAAAACUCUCAAUCUGUUUCUACUUUAAAGCAACGUUUGAAAACUUUUCUUUUUAGGAACAACUACUAUAUAUAGUUUCACUUAGACUUUAUUUACUAUUAUAAGCGCAUGGAGAAUUCUUUAAAUGCGCCAUGAAAACCUACUACUACUAAUACUAUUAUUAUUAUUAAAAUAGAAAUGGUCUUGAGAUAUUGGGAAAGGACAAAUGACUAGUAAAGUCGUCACCGUUAUAACUUUCACAAAUUUCUCACAGGAACAAAGUUAUGAGGAUCUUGUCAUGUGAUGGUCUAACUUUGCUUAGCCCUUUGAGCCCUAAGAUUGAUCAUAAUCAAAGUUCUCCUUGUAAUACCUAUGCUUUGGAACACGGAGCGGUCAUGAGAAUUACGGACAUGAUUACACAGAUUCUUUAACAACUUCUCCCAACUACUCUUAUAGGAAAUGUAAAGGGACAACAAAUAGACAAUACAAUUUAAAGGAUUAAUAUGUGGCAAGUAUAAUUCUUGCACAAAAUGGUCAUAGAUCUUUGCCAAGAAAAAGCAUUUCAAAUUCCACUGACUGAUGAGAAAGGCCAAAACUAUUAGGUUCAGGUCCUUCCAGAAACCUCACCGGCUUUGAAAACGCAAAACCCUCGCAAACGUCACAUUAAACUACGAAACAGGUGUUACAUUUUUCAAACUAAACGUUUGCGUCGGAUUGCUUAGAAUUUUAAAACGAAUAGCAUUAAAAAAAUCCAUCACUACUUUAUUAUGUUUCCAAGAUUUCCAACUGGUCGGUUAAAUUGAGAGACAAAUCUCGCCGUUUCAACGUUUUAGAAUGAUUUAAUCUUCUUUAGUUAAACCAGGCGUUUUAGAUUAAACAAGCAUAUCUUUCCCAGCUUGAAACUACUUACAUAUUAAUUAUCAACGAAGAGGUAAUUGUAUUUGGUAAUUGUAUUUUCCCUCGUGGCGACUCUAGGAAAUCUUUUUGUCAUCCGCGCCUUAAUGAAGAACGCAACGAUACCAGCUAACGUCAAGAAGCUGUUUCUAAGUCUGGCUUUCUCUUAUCUUGCAGUUGGAUUGUGUUCGCAGCUAAUGACCGCUUUUUUCAGUGCCGUGAUAUUGAAGAUGGCAUCAAGUGGGGACGACUUAGCCUUCUUUUGUCCAACAGUUUUGAUCGUGCAUUCAUAUUUUGUGUCUCUUCUCGCCGCUGCAUCUUUCAUGAAUAUUACUGUCAUCGCAGGCGAUAGACUUCUCACCAUUUCGCUCCAUAUGCGCUAUCAGGAACUUUUCACGCCCUUACGUGUUACAAUAGUGUUGGUGUCUUUAUGGUUAACAAGUUGCGUCUAUGCCUUCACAUUAUUUUUCACUCCAAAAGGCACUGCAAUGGCAGGUACGGUUAUUUCCGUUAUAGGAUAUGUUCUGACAACCUUGGCGAAUGUUCGUAUUUACAAAGUUGUCAGAUAUCAUCAGAAUCAGAUAUACAGGCAAAAUCAGCUGCAAAAUCCCCAAACAAGAGAGGCACACCGACAAAGGAAGUCCGCCUAUAAUAGUUUAUUGA